AUGAGGGCAUGCGAUGUUUGUCGCAAGAAAAAGCAGCGAUGCACAACGCUCCCCGGCUCGUCGAGUUGUCUGACAUGUCAAGUUGCCGGCCUCACUUCCUGCACGUAUCUCCAACCACCCCCGCCCAAACGGCGUGCUACGGCCGGGAUUACCAAGGACUUGGCCCCGAGAAAAUCCCGCGGCCGCCGCCCCUCUGAGGGUUUGUCUUCACACUCGUCGCCCAGUUCUGCUCCAAACCAAGGACUGGACUAUCCGGAGGAAUCUAUACUCACUAAAACCCUCGGGCUAGAGAAGAGCCGCUUCUCGGAGCUUGUCGGCACUGGAGGAGAGUAUGACCGUCACUUAUUGGCAAAGUCUCAUGGUGGGACUCUGGCUACAUCCGGUAUCGUCGGGCCAUCCACGAUGCGCAAUGUGGGUGAUAAUGCAUUUUUUCAAAUGACACCGGACGCUGAAGUCUCUCUAAGUCUUCGUCGUGAAGAUAUCUGGAAUGAAGUGACCGUCGAAGAUGUGGAGGCACUUGUACAUCCACACGGUGCAACGUUAAUUCGCUUAUACUUUCGCAUUGUACAUCCAUCAUUUCCUAUUCUUCAUAAAAACGUCUUUCUGGAAAAGUACAAUCGGACUUAUCACGAGAUUACCCCCCAUCUGCUUGCUGCCGUCUAUGCUUUGGCCGUUUGCUGGUGGUCCUAUGACCCGGAUCUUUUACUGCAUGAGAAGAUCAACGAAGCCGCUCUAGUGAAGGUUGCACACCAAGCUGUACAGGACGCCAUUCACCGACCUCGCCUUAACACAAUCCAAGCGGGCCUUUUGCUCUUACAACGUCGUCGCAAUCCACUCUUCACUGAUAAUUCUUGGAUGGGGUCAUUUACUGCGUCGUUAAUAGGGCUCGGCCAGCAGCUUGGACUACAUUUAGAUUGUUCGUGUUGGGAUAUUCCCGAAUGGGAGAAAGGUUUACGGAAGCGACUUGCAUGGGCUUUAUUUAUUCAAGACACGUUUUCGGCGCUGAUACUUGGGCGUCCCUGUCUCAUCUCUGAAACUUCGGACUGGAUUGUGAAGCCACUUCAAAGUACGGAUUUCUCAGAAGGUGCCGGAGACGAAGAAUUAGGCGAGCAAAUUGCAAGUGUGAGCAUUGAGAACGGGAAGUCUCUCUUUAUCGAACUCGUGAAAUUGAGCCGUAUCACAGCUAGCAUGCUGCGUGAACUCUAUUCGGUGCGAUCUCUGGUUGAAGUGUUGGAUCCUCACCAGGUUCUUGCUAUUGCAAAACCCCUCGGGACUGAUCUGGCCAAUUUGCUGAAAAGUCUCCCUGAAGAUUUGAACUUGGAGAAUAUACAACCUAAAAAGCUCUGCGUCAGUGGAUUCCUUCAUCUCGCACUGCAUGCCACUACAGCAGCACUUCACCGACGCUUGCUUUGGUCUAUUCAGGAGUCGAAAGUAGGAAUGGAUGAUGAAUUUGUCGACUUUAUUCGCAAAAUGCUUCGGACACGCGCUCAUAGUCUGAUACAAUUUAUUUCUCAUCUUCAUCCCGAGCACAUGGAAGCUUUUUGGUUCUUCGCAGCCGGUGGAUGCGCGACAAUCCUCGGUGGUUUUCUAGGUCUUCUUCGCAUGACGAGUGUCACCGCAGAAGAAUCACAAGAACUUCAGGAUUUAAUGAAAGAAUUUGAAUGGCAACUUCGAAUGAAAGCAAAAAUGAGUGAGUGGGUGUCUUAUACUCUUACUAGGCUUCGAGCACUCGGAUGGGAUGACUGGAAGAACUCCAUAGUCUCAUUUACGCGAACGGAUUCUACUAAAGCUUCCGAUUAUGAAGCUGUAGAUGACACAUAUAAUACAUCGCAAGACGAGGGGAAUAGAAAUGUUAUCUCUCCUCCCUUUUCGAAUCAAUUGCUUUCUUCCACACUCAUUAAUUUUGAUAAUAUUAUGUCGUGGAAAUCCCCCCGCUUGAGUGAACAAGGCUACGAAUUUAUCCCCCCUUGA
This is a messenger RNA of Talaromyces atroroseus, 1971 nucleotides long. RefSeq lists its product as hypothetical. The coding region runs from base 1 to 1971 and encodes 656 amino acids. The record is from RefSeq and is a predicted model, not a curated record. Gene Ontology annotation, biological process: DNA-templated transcription. NCBI's taxonomy places the organism in Eukaryota, Fungi, Ascomycota, Eurotiomycetes, Eurotiales, Trichocomaceae. Gene Ontology annotation, molecular function: DNA-binding transcription factor activity, RNA polymerase II-specific; DNA binding; zinc ion binding. Gene Ontology annotation, cellular component: nucleus. The transcript has a single exon.